Messenger RNA from Myotis daubentonii (Daubenton's bat), 789 nucleotides. It is a transcript of the gene LCN15, whose product is annotated as lipocalin 15. Gene Ontology annotation, molecular function: small molecule binding. The record is from RefSeq and is a predicted model, not a curated record. Lineage: Eukaryota; Metazoa; Chordata; Mammalia; Chiroptera; Vespertilionidae.
UCCGCUGGUGCUCAGACACAGUCAGGGGCCAAAGACAGGCAUGGGGAUGCAGUCCGUCCUGCUGGGCCGGGUUCUGGUGCUGCUCUGGGCGUCCGCGGCUUGGGGUGAUGUCCUGGUGCAGCCAGAUUUUGAUGCCAAGAAGUUCUCAGGCCUCUGGUACGUGGUCGCCGUGGCCUCGGACUGCAAGGUCUUCCUGGGCAAGAAGGACCACCUGCUGAUGUCCACCACGGCCAUCACCGCCGGGGCUGGGGGCAACCUCAACGUCCACAUGGAGUUCCCCUGGGGUGACGGCUGCAACCGCAUGGACGCCGAGUUCCUCAAGGUGGGCGCCGAGGGACACUUCAGAGUCCCAGACUUGGGCUACCUGGACGUGCGCAUCGAGGAAACGGACUACAGCUCCUUCGCCGUGGUCUACAUCUACAAGGAGCUGGAGGGGGCGCUCAGCACCAUGGUGCAGCUCUACAGCCGAACCCAGGAAGCGAGUCCCCAGGCCCUGAAGGCCUUCCGGGACUUCUACCCGACCGUGGAGCUCCCGGACGACAUGACGGUCAUGCUGCCGAAGUCAGAUGCGUGCUCCUCGGGGGGCCAGGAGGCACCCUGACAGCUCUGGAGACUCACGGGGCCCUUCCCAGGUGGAGGACAGGGGCAAGCCGGAGCAGCAGGCCUCGCUCGGCACCCCACGCCUCCCAGACCCCGGCCUUCCCUUUACUCCAGGCCUUGCCCACCCCCUCCUGCUCACCCCCAUCCCCAGUGCCUCCCCCUUCCGCUCAAUAAACUGGUUCUACAGGC